Messenger RNA from Pieris macdunnoughi, 2976 nucleotides. The record is from the annotation of a GenBank genome assembly. NCBI's taxonomy places the organism in Eukaryota, Metazoa, Arthropoda, Insecta, Lepidoptera, Pieridae.
AUGAAAAUUACUUUACCUAUAAAAAGAUUGAUCCCUUUAAGCAUUGAACAGCGUGGAAUAGACUGCCUUCACCUACAACUGUAUCGCGACCCCAAGGACAGAUACAAGAAGGGCCAAACUAAGGCAUCCCUGUCACUCCAACACUUCUUGGGCUUUGAAUCUGGGUUCACCUUAGACAAGGAGUCAAACACCAUUGCUAUAAUAUGCCAAGACGUGAUCGUUGUUUUGGCAUUUGAAUCCAGAGAGAGGUUAAUCGCGUGGCAAGUUAAAGUGGGCUCUCUGCUCGGCUCCCCAAAACAGUAUCUUGUGAUGAUCGGUAAUGGAGGGUCAAAGAAAUUGCCUGCGGGACCAGCAAGACUGCAUUUGGAGGGCCGGAAGUUUACGCUAACCUCUGGUGUCCCGCCUAGAGUGCUCGGAAUUUGGGAGCUAGCUCAUUUAAGGCGCUAUGGCGUUGUGGAAGGUCGAUUUUGUUUUGAGGGUGGGUCUCGCUGCGGCAAAGGCGAAGGCCUGCAUCUGCUUAUUACAGACCAAGCACAGGACAUCACGGAUGCCUUCGACCAGGCCGCGCAGUCCAGCGUGUCCACACCCAAACCGAAACGUGGAAAUACAGGUUUUGAAAGAACCAGACCGAAUACACGUUUGUCAGAAAUGAAUACUCAACCUUUUGACCAUUCUAUGCCAGACUCAGCAAGUGCUCUUUACGAAGAGAACUAUUUUGGUGAGGAAUGUGGAGAGAGCCCUUCAUUUUGGCCUUCAGAUGAAAGACGAGGCUUACAACAAUCUGAGUUCAGAGCCGAUCGAGGUGAAGCUCCCAAAGCUCCCUGGAACGGGGCUGAUCAUAUUACCCUGGAACGAUGCAGCAACUGUCAGUCAAAACUUGGUGCAGUGUCUCGAUUAUCUACCGUAGCGUUGACUCCAGGAACUAAUUUUCAACCCGAGUGGACUAUGGAGGCAGUACCGGGCAGUAGUUCAGACAAUUCGUCAAGUAGCACCGAGUACUUGACCCCUAGAGACGUGAAAAAUAAUUUAAAUACAUGUAACUGCAAAGAUCGACCUCCAGACAGACCCCCAAAACCGGCACAUUUUGAUCAGAAACGACCUCCAGCUCUUUUGCCGCAACAACCAUCUCAUAAUUAUUUUAAGGAUGAAGAUGUUCUUGUACAUAAUCCCAAAGUGGGCCCCUAUGAAAACUAUGAUGUUCCUAAAAACUUGCAUUCUGACAUUGAUAAUGUGGAGUAUUAUGAUACACCAAAGAAAAUUAAACAAGCCUUGUCGGAGGAUUUAUUCCAAGUAACUCAAACGUCCUCACCGGAUUCCUUAGUGCUGAAGAAACAAUGUGGUUGUUUACUCAAAUUUGGUUCAAAGAAAAAACCAGUGAUCAUAGAUUGCGACGACAGUUUACGACCCGUGGACUGUCCUUGUCAGAAGGUUACUAAUUGGGCAAAUAGUCUGAUUGGCCUGCCGUACUGCAAUCGCAGUUCUAGCAACGAAAACUUAAACCCCGCGGAAUCGGCUCGUAGCAGUGACGAAGGAGCUCUAUAUGCAACCGUUGACGUUUCUAGGAAAACUAAUCGCCAAAGUACAUCUACUAGUAAAGACUCUGAUGAAUCUUACGAGCAUAUUGCCACGAAUUAUCAAAAUAUGGAUAUGAGUGAUGAAAAAGAAUGCGAAGGCCCUUACGGAAACUACGAGAACUUAGAAUUUGCUCUAUCUUUAGAGUACUAUGAAAAUGCAAAAGAUUUGUUAAAAAAAGCAGGAGUAACCCAAAGCGAACUUGAUGCCUUAAGUGCGAACAUUAAUAUUGCAUCAAAAACUGUCCCUAAAAAACAAAACCUCUGCUUGAAGUGUGGCCAUAACCAGUCUUCAAAAGGUGGACUACAUAAUACAAGGACAAAAUGUGAUGAAUACUUGCUUAUGGAACCACCAAAAGAAUCCAAAAUCGAGGUUCCCUGUAGAGAGAAUGGAUCAAAUCCUGGCUAUACUCCUAUGGUACCCAAUCCAAAUUGGUCACAAAGUUUGAAACACCCUUCACAGAAGAUGGAGCGUGUGGAAAUAGAAAAAAGUCUAAGCAUUCCCACCCUUAAUGGCAAUUCAAUGCAUGAUAAUAGUUCAGGUAGUAGCCAAAUCACCAAAGAAGCAAUGCAAAAACGUUCAUGUUCUGUCGAUUCUGCCCCUCUUCUUGAAGAUUUAAAAGAAUAUGACACCAGUAUAGGAAGUCACUUGACUUCAUCUUCAUUGGAAACACUGAGAAAUUUGGCUUUAGAAAACAGACUAACUUCACCGUGCCACAACGAUAGGGAUUGUUAUGACUGCUGUAAGUCAUCUGGAUCAGAUAAUAAGACCUCAGAUGACAGCUCUACAAAAGAUAUCCCACAUUUACGAAAUAAACAUAUAGAUAAUGCCCAAAUCAAGAGAUCGUCGAGCGUCCCCUGCAAAGGUGGCAAUAGAGAUUCGUCGAGUUCCAAUGACUCUGGAGUAUCAAGUUGCUCUAUGAAACAUGCUGUUGAAUAUCAAGAUUUUGAAAUGCCCCUUACAUCAAACCAGUCGCGAUAUCAUUACAUGGCGCAGAAAAGACUACGAGGCGGUAUUACUAGUGUCCAUUCAUCUCUGCCAAGAAAAUCAAAGUCAUCCGAUCCACUUCGUGACAUGUCAAUUCAAAUCCACAAGGCAAAUAUACGCGCGAAAUCCUCGUCUGCGGAGGCUGAAGUACCAGUUUUACCGCCAAAACAGUUUAAAGGUAUAGUCGAUACGCAUAGUACGUCAAGUGGAACCUCAGACAUGUCGGACUACAUUGAAACUCUUUCUUUAACCUCCUCUCAAUCGUCUUCAGAUACGCAAUCAGGUGUCAGGAUCAAUCGUCAGCCUACGAACACGUUGAGGCCUCGUUCCGGCAAAGAAUACCACAACAUAGACCCCAUCAUAACAUCCAUGUUUAAGAACAGUAAAGACCUGGCCAACUACUCUAACUUGCUCUAG